This is a messenger RNA of Drosophila sulfurigaster albostrigata, 491 nucleotides long. Its product is annotated as sarcocystatin-A-like. Gene Ontology annotation, molecular function: cysteine-type endopeptidase inhibitor activity. The transcript is spliced from 3 exons. The record is from RefSeq and is a predicted model, not a curated record. Bases 82 to 444 code for a protein of 120 amino acids. NCBI's taxonomy places the organism in Eukaryota, Metazoa, Arthropoda, Insecta, Diptera, Drosophilidae.
AACGUUAUAAAAGCCGAGUGAUGAGCUGCGAAUUCAGUCUGUGAUCGUGCUGUGCAUUGUGCAGAAGAAAAAAUAGAAAAAAUGUUUGCUAUGAAAGUUGUAUUCAUUGUGGGCUUGUCACUUGCCUUUGCUUCGGCUCAAGUGGGCGUUCCCGGUGGAGUGACUGAACUCAGUGGCGAUGAUCUGGUGUCUGCUACGAAUGUGCUGAACAAUUCAUUGGAGAAGCUGGCUAGUGGCGAUGGACCAAAUUAUAAAUUGGGCAAAGUUAUCUCAGCUCGUCGUCAAGUUGUUUCGGGUACCAAAUACAUUUACGAAGUGGAGCUCGUUUCUGAGAACAGCACCAAGACUUGUAAUGUGAACAUCUGGUCACAGCCCUGGUUGCCCAAUGGCAAUGAAGUCACCUUUGAUUGCCCCGAUGGCAAAGUGGUGAAGAAACACAACUAAAGCUGUCAAGUCGAACAAAUGACAGAAUAAAAUAUGCAUUGAACUUA